UGUUCCCUUAAACCAAAUUUGUCAUCGGAAUUUCCGUACCCUCUGACUUUUACGGUGUCGUUUCCGAAGAGAGGCGUCGUUUCUUUACUCGAUAGAACAAUGCACUUUGACGAACCUGUGGACACAUCUCUGAGAAUUCUCCCCUUGGGCGGCCAACGGUGUUCGGCUGCCUUCCGCCGUCACGAUAAUUCUCACUUCUCAGUAGUUUGUCCGAUGGAGGAAGCUUCGAAACUACCUUUGCCAGAUUCAUUCCUGCAAUUUCUUGAAGAGAAUGGACUCGACCCUUCUAUCUAUACUGCAACUGAAUCGACUCCGCGUUAUGUUCGGUAUCCUAUGUUGUUGUGUCGAGAAAACAAUGUUGAAUUGUGUUUUGGUUUUAGUUGUUGUUUUUGUUUGCUUAAUCUAUUUGAUAAUGUUUCUGGAAAGGUUGAAACCUGGUUAUGAAGCUCGAAUUCAAGAAAUUGAAGCUGAGAUAAAUUGUAAGCUUGAGAAAGUGGAUUGGUUACCUGGUUUUUAUGCUCUUCCUCCUGAGGUUCAGAUUGCUAACUCGAAGGCAUACCAGGAAGGAAAGAUAUAUGGAAUUGAUGCAGCUUCUGGUGCUGCUGUCUCAGCUUUGAACAUCUCUGUUGGAGAUCAUGUUCUUGAUCUCUGUGCUGCUCCAGGUGCUAAACUUUGCAUGAUGUUGGAUCUUCUUGGUGAUUUUGGUUCUGUAACUGGUGUUGAUAUUGCAAGACAUCGUCUAGCUGCUUGUAGAACAAUGCUGCAGAAAUAUUCUCUGGGUGAUCGAUGCCGACUUUUUGUUGCUGAUGGAACAGCAUUUGCCCUUGUUCCUCAGAGGGUGGACUCAGUUUCUAGUUCAUUUGAAUCUACAUUUGAGGAGAAGGCAGAUAUAUUUGGUGAGUGGACAAAUAGGAGACCAUACAAAGAAAGGAAAAGAGCAGCUAAAGUGAGGGAAGGUGUUGCACUGAAUCAAAAUCCUGAACUUAUUUUUUACGGGCAGCAUUCUGGUAUAAUUGGACUAAGUAAAAGCAAACUAUACAAAACCAUAUCUGAUACUGAAGCUUCAAGUUCUGGGUAUGACAAGGUCCUUGUGGAUGCAGAAUGCACUCAUGAUGGGUCAAUUAGACAUAUACAAAAGUUUGAACACUGGGGCUGGAAAACUCUUCAACGCCGCGUAUUAGAUGCUGAGAGAACUGAUAGCUUGACUUUUCUUCAGCUAAAGCUGUUAAGGAAUGGUUUUCGAUUGCUGAAAGUUGGGGGCACACUUGUCUAUAGCACUUGCAGCUUGACAGUUGCUCAGAAUGAAGAUAUAGUAGAGCAGUUUCUCAGCGAAAAUGCCUCUGCAGAAUUGCAAGAGAUAAAUGAAUCCAGAAAUUGGCCGUGCAAGAGCGGGCAGAUACCUAAGACCCUUCGUUUUGAUCCCUUAACAUCACAGACUAGUGGACUUUUUGUAGCCAAGUUCACCAAAUUGGCAUCUUGAAAAUCUUUGGUUUCAGUGGUUCUUUUCAUCUUUGCACAAGAAUUUAGCUUCCUCCUGCGAGACUAAAAGCUCUGGUUAUUCUGAAGAGUUGUUUCCUUUGCAAUGUUUCAUCCGUCCGGAUUACAAACAAUAUUGUUUCAUAAUUCAUCAAAUCGUUACAAAAAUAGGUUCUGUCUUGUUUAGAAAAUCUACCGUUCAAGGAGCAAGUAACCAUAAUGAUUUGCUCAUGAUGUUUUUGAAAAUGAUUAGUAAAUGGAUGCAUUUAUUCAUUUAAGAACAUGUAUCGUAAUUGUCAACAAACCAAAUGAUAAAUUUUCAUUAAAUUG
Molecule: messenger RNA, 1806 nt
Organism: Rubroshorea leprosula
Lineage: Eukaryota; Viridiplantae; Streptophyta; Magnoliopsida; Malvales; Dipterocarpaceae
Source: the annotation of a GenBank genome assembly